Messenger RNA from Neltuma alba, 700 nucleotides. RefSeq lists its product as uncharacterized. NCBI's taxonomy places the organism in Eukaryota, Viridiplantae, Streptophyta, Magnoliopsida, Fabales, Fabaceae. The record is from RefSeq and is a predicted model, not a curated record. The transcript is spliced from 2 exons. Bases 56 to 217 code for a protein of 53 amino acids.
UUUUUUUUUUUUUUGGCCACCGAAAUCUCAUCAAGGGUCUGAGGAUCUGAGGACUAUGGAAGUGAAAAAUCUCAUCAAGGAUAAGAAAUUCUGGUUUGCGUCCUUCCUUAUCGUCUGGGCUGCUGCUCUCCAGGGCCAUAUGAUGUGGAUGCAGAAGCAGGACUCCUUCAAGCAGAAAUUUGGGAACCUUGAUCAAGACAAGGAUGCCCAAAACUGAUGGGUAAGAGUCACCCUGCGCAAACCAAAACUCGAAAGGAUUUAAUUUAUUAAUUUUUUUUGGGAGAAAGUUCUUCUCUGGAAGUGACUCGAACUCCUGCUUUCCGAGUCAUAAAUUACUUUUAAGUAGUGCAGUUGAAAUGCUGGAUUAUGUGGAGUCUGUACUGUUUAUAUGAUUGACAAGUGUGAAGUACUGAAUUUGAUCUUUGAAAGAUUCGGCUUAUUUGUUCGUGUGAAGGACUUCAGGAACGUCUAGGGCACUCCCAAUGUCGUUGUUGUACUAUCUUUUUCUUAUGGGGCUCGGCCAAUCUGAAAUUUCUUAAUGCUGCUUGGCUAUUCAAUAUGGGGAAGAAGGAUUAGUACAACUAACGGGGAGUCAUAGUUUACCCUUUUUGGGUUAUCUGAAAAUUAUAAAUUUGGACGGAAUGAUCAUUGUAAAAUCUUCUUGUUAAUUUAAAUCUAAUUCUCCUGGUCUCCUGAAGGU